Penicillium robsamsonii is the source of this 2625-nucleotide messenger RNA. RefSeq lists its product as uncharacterized. The coding region runs from base 1 to 2625 and encodes 874 amino acids. The record is from RefSeq and is a predicted model, not a curated record. The transcript has a single exon. Lineage: Eukaryota; Fungi; Ascomycota; Eurotiomycetes; Eurotiales; Aspergillaceae.
AUGAGAAUAGCAACCGCCGCUGUCACUUCUCUGCUUUUGAUCGGGCAAUCUCUUUGUCACCCGCACAGAGUCAAUCUCGAAGGCCAUGUCGAUGGGUCAGCUGAGAGUGUGGAGGCAACGCCCUUCGAGCAUGUGUCAAGGGAUGUUCCAGCCCCGUGGAACAGGGAUUCCUUGGUAUUCUUGGAGAAUGCCGCCCCGACAGAUCCAUUCCAGAAUAUUCACAAAUGGGGCAAUGAUAAUCAUGAUGAGGAGCUCCACAAUCUGGGGGAUCAUCAAGGAGAUAGAACACCACCUAGCUGGGCUACCCAUCCCAAGCAUAGCACCUCGUGUGAUACUUUGAGUCCCGAGCCAACUACGAGUAUUUUGCCCGCUAGUUCGCCAACCUCUCAGACUACCACUACGAGUUGUUCAUCGACAACUGCUUCACCAGAAACAACCACAAGUACUACCUCACCACCCUCUUCGAUAACUACGUCACCCACAACGAGUUUUUCAUCUCCGAUAACUUCACCGGCAACAACUAUAACAACCACCACUUCCACUACUUCGCCGAAAACAUCCACAACAAGUACUAGCUCGCCAACUACAACCACUUCCACCACUUCACCUACAACCACCACAACUUCCACCAACUCACCAGCUCUUGCAGCAACCACCUCCACUACUUCACCUAUAACAAUUACAACUACCACUACCUCACCGACUAGUACAACCACAACAAUUACCACUUCCACCACUUCAACUACAACCACCACAACUUCCACCAACUCACCAGCUAUUGCAGCAACCACCUCCACUACUUCACCUACAACCACUACCACUUCCACCACUUCACCUACAACCACUACAACUACCACUACCUCACCAGCUAUUGCAGCAACCACCUCCACUACUUCACCUACAACCACCACAACUUCCACCAACUCUCCAGCUAUUGCAGCAACCACCUCCACUACUUCACCUACAACCACUACCACUUCCACCACUUCACCUACAACCACUACAACUACCACUACCUCACCAGCUAUUGCAGCAACCACCUCCACUACUUCACCUACAACCACCACAACUUCCACCAACUCUCCAGCUAUUGCAGCAACCACCUCCACUACUUCACCUACAACCACUACCACUUCCACCACUUCACCUACAACCACUACAACUACCACUACCUCACCAGCUAUUGCAGCAACCACCUCCACUACUUCACCUACAACCACUACCACUUCCACCACUUCACCUACAACCACUACAACUACCACUACCUCACCAGCUAUUGCAGCAACCACCUCCACUACUUCACCUACAACCACUACCACUUCCACCACUUCACCUACAACCACUACAACUACCACUACCUCACCAGCUAUUGCAGCAACCACCUCCACUACUUCACCUACAACCACCACAACUUCCACCAACUCUCCAGCUAUUGCAGCAACCACCUCCACUACUUCACCUACAACCACUACCACUUCCACCACUUCACCUACAACCACUACAACUACCACUACCUCACCAGCUAUUGCAGCAACCACCUCCACUACUUCACCUACAACCACCACAACUUCCACCAACUCUCCAGCUAUUGCAGCAACCACCUCCACUACUUCACCUACAACCACUACCACUUCCACCACUUCACCUACAACCACUACAACUACCACUACCUCACCGACUACUACAGCAACCACCUCCACUACUUCACCUACAACCACCACAACUUCCACUAACUCACCAGCUAUUGCAGCAACCACCUCCACUACUUCACCUACAACCACCACAACUUCCACUAACUCACCAGCUAUUGCAGCAACCACCUCCACUACUUCACCUACAACCACUACCACUUCCACCACUUCACCUACAACCACUACAACUACCACUACCUCACCGACUACUACAGCAACCACCUCCACUACUUCACCUACAACCACCACAACUUCCACUAACUCACCAGCUAUUGCAGCAACCACCUCCACUACUUCACCUACAACCACCACAACUUCCACUAACUCACCAGCUAUUGCAGCAACCACCUCCACUACUUCACCUACAACCACUACCACUUCCACCACUUCACCUACAACCACUACAACUACCACUACCUCACCGACUACUACAGCAACCACCUCCACUACUUCACCUACAACCACCACAACUUCCACCAACUCACCAGCUAUUGCAGCAACCACCUCCACCACAUCACUAACUACUACAGCAACCACCUCCACUACUUCACCUACAACCACUACAACUACCACUACCUCGCCGACUACUACAGCAACCACCUCCACUACUUCACCUACAACCACCACAACUACCACCACUUCACCUACUCCAACUCCAACACUCGACUACGGUACCUGCUCGGACCCGACCAUCAGGUAUGAGUAUGGCCUGGAUAAUCGCAAUGAGUGGGCCUACACCACCAACAACCAGUCAGACUUCCCAUUCGGUUCUUCACAUGACAUCGCUACCCCGCAAGAUCUCAUCUGCAACCGUCUCAGGAGCCCAUGCAAUGCGCCGCAGGCCACUAUUGAUCAGUGCUAUGCCGCGAAGGAGGCAACUGCUGGCCUCACUGGCCAGGCUGCGGUUAACCUAUGGAACUCGCUGAUGACCUAG